CCGUUUAAACGUCGCCUUCAGUUUCACUACUCCAAGCGAAGCAGCAGCAGCAUCCGGCUGCAUAGAGAGAGAGAGAGAGAGAGAGAGAGAGAGAGCCGAAGAGCUUCGAUCUCUCAGGGGACUUCUUUUCCAGUCGAGCCUCCAUUUGCCCGUUCUUCUGCUUCUUCUUCUUGUUCUUCUUCUUCUUCACCAACCCUACUCAUUUCAAACCCUAAUCUCUAUCUUUUGUUCUAUUUGAAUUUUCUGAGCAUCUGCUUAAAACAAAAGGGCAGAUUCUGAAGAGCCUAGGGGAAAAUCGAGAUUUUAACUCUUUGUUCUACCCGUAAUAGAUAAGAGUAGUGAUAAUGGCGGGGGGCACGUCGUCGACGACGGCGGCGCUUGGGGGAUUGCAAGAUCAUCUGAAAUUGGCGAGAGAAUACGCCCUCGAAGGUCUCUACGAUACUUCCGUUAUCUUCUUUGAUGGUGCCAUUGCUCAGAUCAACAAGCAUUUAAACACACUGGAUGAUCCUUUAAUUCGUGCAAAAUGGAUGAAUGUAAAGAAAGCUCUUACAGAAGAAACAGAGGUUGUCAAGCAGUUGGAUGCUGAGAGAAGGGCUUUCAAGGAGAUUUCCUUCGGUAGGAGACCAUCCUCACCCCCAAUUUCAACCAAAUCCUCGUUUGUUUUUCAACCGUUGGAUGAGUACCCAACUUCAUCUGGUGCUGCAAUGGAUGAUCCUGAUGUUUGGAGGCCGCCUAGUAGAGACAACACAAGUAGAAGACCCACAAGAGCAGGUCAAAUGGGCACGAGGAAAUCCACUCAAGAUGGAAAUUGGGGUCGUGGUUCAACAAAAUCUGGAACAACUGGUCGUGGAGCAAAGGCUGGUGGUUCUAGUAGGUCAAACACUGGAGUCCGAGCCUCUACUACUGGUAAGAAAGGCACUGGCUCAGGAAAAUCUGGCAAGGCAGAUUCAAUGAAUGGUGACGCUGAAGAUGUGAAGUCGAAGCGCGUACAGUAUGAGGGUCCUGAUGCUGACUUGGCUGCAAUGCUUGAAAGGGAUGUUUUGGAUUCCACCCCUGGGGUGAGGUGGGAUGAUGUAGCGGGGUUAACUGAAGCAAAAAGACUUCUAGAGGAAGCUGUUGUUCUUCCUUUAUGGAUGCCUGAAUAUUUCCAGGGAAUUAGGAGACCGUGGAAAGGCGUUCUUAUGUUUGGCCCUCCUGGCACUGGAAAGACACUUUUGGCUAAAGCAGUGGCUACUGAGUGUGGUACAACAUUUUUCAAUGUUUCUUCUGCUACUUUGGCUUCAAAAUGGCGAGGGGAGAGUGAGCGCAUGGUGCGAUGCCUGUUUGAUCUUGCAAGAGCUUAUGCUCCAAGCACAAUAUUCAUUGAUGAGAUUGAUUCUCUCUGCAAUGCUCGGGGGGCUUCAGGGGAGCAUGAAUCAUCUAGAAGAGUGAAAUCUGAACUUCUGGUUCAGGUAGAUGGUGUAAAUAAUACUGGCACAAAUGAAGAUGGUAGUCGCAAAAUAGUGAUGGUUUUGGCUGCUACUAAUUUUCCAUGGGAUAUAGAUGAGGCACUGAGGAGGAGACUGGAAAAGAGAAUAUAUAUACCACUUCCAAAUUUUGAAAGUCGCAAGGAACUAAUACGAAUCAAUUUAAGAACUGUUGAGGUGGCUCCUGAUGUGGACAUUGAUGAAGUGGCUCGUCGGACAGAGGGAUACAGUGGAGAUGAUCUCACAAAUGUUUGUCGGGAUGCCUCUUUAAAUGGCAUGAGGCGCAAGAUUGCAGGAAAGACGCGUGAAGAAAUCAAGAACAUGUCUAAGGACGAGAUUUCCAAGGAUCCAGUUGCUAUGUGUGACUUUGAAGAGGCCCUGACCAAGGUUCAACCCAGUGUUUCAGCAGCUGACAUUGAAAGACAUGAGAAAUGGUUUUCAGAAUUUGGAUCUGCAUGAAAAGGAUUCACUGAACUUCAAUCCAUCUGUUGUUUUCCAUGAUCUUUGCACCAUUCAAAUUGGAUGCUUGGUCCCUUCUCCUUCCGUCUUGCUAUUAUUGUGCUUGCUGUUUGAGGAGUGUUGAUUGCCUUACGAGUGUGGCGAUCUGCGAAGUUCUCAUGUUGUGUUCUGUGCAUCUUCUAAUCUUCACAUUGUAUCAUGUGUGCUGACCUUACAGUUCGUUCAAUCUGUUAAUGGUAAAUUCAAAAUUCUUUCAA
Diospyros lotus (date-plum) is the source of this 2182-nucleotide messenger RNA. RefSeq names its product katanin p60 ATPase-containing subunit A1. Gene Ontology annotation, molecular function: ATP hydrolysis activity; ATP binding; microtubule binding. The coding region runs from base 345 to 1925 and encodes 526 amino acids. Gene Ontology annotation, cellular component: microtubule cytoskeleton. The transcript is spliced from 7 exons. Gene Ontology annotation, biological process: microtubule severing. The record is from RefSeq and is a predicted model, not a curated record. NCBI's taxonomy places the organism in Eukaryota, Viridiplantae, Streptophyta, Magnoliopsida, Ericales, Ebenaceae.